Messenger RNA from Vicia faba (fava bean), 705 nucleotides. NCBI's taxonomy places the organism in Eukaryota, Viridiplantae, Streptophyta, Magnoliopsida, Fabales, Fabaceae. The record is from the annotation of a GenBank genome assembly.
AUGGUACUUUCUUCCUGCUCUUUAACAUGGACUUCACCCUCUUUAUCCCAUAAGCUAAACUUGCCACAUUCAAAUCGUUUGCUUCGAAAUACUUCAACUUCAUCUUCCAACAAUGUCUCUUGUGCAAUGGAAACAUCUUCGAGUUCAGAAAGUAAGAGCCUGAGAAGACCUCUAUUGUUGGGUAUAGGAGCAUUAGCAGCAAAUUUGCAACCAACAAAAUUACUCUUUGCUGAUGAAAUACCGGACAGAUAUAGAGCUUUUGUCGACUUUACAGACGGAUAUUCGUACGUUUAUCCCUCGGAUUGGAAAGAAUUUGACUUCACAGCUCAUGAUUCUGCAUUCAAAGAUAGGUAUUUGCAGUUACAAAAUGUAAGAGUGAGAUUCAUACCAACUGAGAAGAAAGAUAUCAGAGAAUUGGGUCCAAUGGAAGAGGUUGUAACUAAUUUGGUGAAACAUAGAUAUUCUGCACCAAACCAAAGACCAACAAUAUAUGACAUGCAGGAGCGGACGAUAGAUGGAAAACAUUACUAUACAAUUGAAUAUGUAAUUGCAUCGCGAAAUUACGCUAGCGCCUCCUUUACAACACUUGCCAUAGGAAAUGGAAGAUCCUACACAUUGAUUGUUGGAGCCAAUGAAAGGCGAUGGAAAAAAGUACGAAAUCAGCUUAAAGUGGUAGCAGACUCAUUUAGGCUCAUAGAUAUUUGA